This is a messenger RNA of Dalotia coriaria, 1523 nucleotides long. RefSeq lists its product as uncharacterized. The record is from RefSeq and is a predicted model, not a curated record. The transcript has 2 exons. NCBI's taxonomy places the organism in Eukaryota, Metazoa, Arthropoda, Insecta, Coleoptera, Staphylinidae. The coding region runs from base 160 to 1209 and encodes 349 amino acids.
UUACAUAACUGUCACUGCAAUGUCACCAACCUGAAAACAUAACAUUCCCCUAAUUUGCAUAAACUUCACUUGUGGUUCAUUGUGUGAAUCACUUCAUUAAACGGUUCAACGUUUGUAAUUAAACCCAAAUCGAAUAUUAGUGCCUUCACCACCGUCACCAUGAACAAACACGUCUUCAUCGUCUUCCUCUGCUCGUUCAGCGAGCUCUGGGCGUACAAAAACUAUACCGUAGAAAACCCCAGCGUGUGUUCAUCCGUGAGUAAACGAACGAUAAAACUCGGCUCCGGCACAGACUCAUCAGUACUCAUCACACAAAGAAGAUUAUCCGACCACACAAUAGAAUGGAACAAAGACUACAAGUGUUCAUUCGACAUUAAAAGCCGAGGAAUCAUUUCAUCACUGCUAGAUGAACCAGUUGGUAUAUUCGCCGUGGUGCAGAGCAUGAAUCUGCGCCGGGAUGCAAUCACACAUGAGUGUAUUGAUUACAUUCAGUUCAAAGACAGUCGUGGGCGCACAUCGUUGAGGUUAUGUGGUGAUCUCAAUGCGCAGUACGCAAUGGACGGUAAAUUUGACAGCUCGGAUGAAGACUCCGACGAAUCAGAUGCGCCGGAUUUAUUCGGCUACCAUGAUGAAGUGUCAUUUUUGACAUUUGAUGAUCCAUAUGGACUUUUAACGGUUUAUAUCUAUAUUGAUAGCAAACCAUUGGAGCGUGGUGAACACACUGAUUUUACUCUUGCGUUUACUGGUUAUAAACACUGCCGGAAUUCUGGUUAUAAAAGUUGCGAUUUUGACAAGAGUAAAUGUAUCUACGAAGCGUUCUUCCAAGAUGGCGUUGUCAACUGUCCGUAUUACGACUGUCUGGAUGAAGGCGGUUGUAAAAUGUUGAAACCCAUCGAUGUGGAUAAACCAUUGACGAUUGGAAGUCACAUUUUGAUUGGAUCUGCGACUAGUUUGGUUGUAUCAUUCAUUGUUUUUGUACUUUGCCUGUAUAGUUGCCGAAAAUAUGGUAAGUUUUGUUGGUCUGAGGAAUUCUCACGUCCGCCGCCGAAUAUUAGGCCACCACCAGCGCAGACCAAUGCACAGGUUGCGCCCUCUGUGGCUGAAACUGUGAAUUUACACACUCCGGCCGUUCCAAGUGCACCUACACCGGAGGAUAAAGAUAUGCCGCCAUCUUAUGAGAGUUUAUUCCCCCCGGGCGCUACCAGAUGAUUACUCACAGCUAAAAUUCUCUUUUAUGCCUUGUUUUAUGCUAAUAAUACGCAAUGUAAAGGCCUAAUUGUAUUUUUGUACAUAUCGUAGUGUAGGGUGCGUAAGUUAGGUUAUGAGUGCGUGAGCGGCCAUUUUUGCUCAACGUGUAGCGUAUAUUUAUGAUAUUUGGAUGUGCAAAUGUGAUAAUGAGGGUGAAUCAAGUCGAAUGAUCUGAGAGAUUAGUUUUUUUGAUAUUUAUAUAUAAGGAAUAUUAUUUUGAAGCGGGAGAAGUGCGAAUUUUUAUGGAAGCACGAAUAAAAUCUAAGUUUAAAUAA